CACUCAGUCGACACUCGAUCCUCGUCUUCUCUUCUCCGCGAGUUCGAGGUCGUCUCUGCGAUUCCUGCUUCACCGGCAGCAAGUCUCUGCAAUUUGGACUUCUAUAUGAUCCCAUUUUAGCUUCUAUUCAAUCUCGUCUUCUCUUCUCAUCUUACUCCUCGCCUCGCCUUCUUCUAUCAUUCCUGAAGCUCUCUGCUCGGCCGCCGCAACAUCGGUUACUCUUUACAUCUUCUUCCCCAAGGAAACUCAGUAGACACAUUAACGUUAUACAGACUCUUGGUUAUAUUCACUUGCUGUUUGUUGCUCUCAACCAUGGUGGAAAUUAAAACGGCCAAGACUCGCAAGGGUAAACGAGAGCUUGAGAAACGUGCUCCCAAACUCGUUGAAUCAGGGAAGAAGACACUUAUAUUGCACGGGACGAAGACAAGCAGCAUAUUGAAUGCCGUGCUUUCUGAGAUAUAUCACCUUAAGAGGGAAAGUGCUGUAAAAUAUAGCCGUAAGAAUGACAACAUCAAGCCAUUUGAAAGUGGUGGCGAGACUUCCCUGGAAUUCUUUUCACUUAAAACGGAUUGCAGCAUUUUCAUGUAUGGAUCUCACUCGAAGAAGCGACCUAAUAACCUUAUUAUAGGGAGAACUUACGAUCACCAUAUCUAUGAUCUAGUAGAAGUUGGGGUUGAAAAUUUUAAAUCCAUGGAAUCAUUCUCUUAUGAUAAGAAGCUAGCACCCAAAGAAGGGUCAAAGCCUUUCAUUACUUUCAUUGGAGAAGGAUUCGAGAAUGUGGAAGAACUUAAACAUUUGAAGGAAGUCUUCCUUGAUCUUUUUCGGGGAGAGGUUGUGGAGAAUAUAAAUCUUGCUGGAUUGGACCGUGCAUAUGUAUUUACUGCCCUGUCUUCAAAUAGGGUCUUCCUUACACACUGUGCAUUGAGGCUUAAAAAGUCAGGCACCGUAGUUCCAAGAAUGGAAUUAGUAGAAGUUGGCCCUUCCAUGGAUUUUGUUUUUCGUCGGCAUCGUCCUCCAAAUGAAGGUUUAAUGAAGGAAGCCAUGAAAACUACAAGGGAGAAAACAAAGAAAAAGGAGAAAAACGUUAAGAAGGAUGCAAUAGAGGGCAAGGUUGGUAAUAUAUACAUUCCAGAUCAGAAGAUUGGAGAUAUGGCCUUACCAAAUAAAGCAAAAGGAGUGAAGAGGGAACGCAGAGAAGCCAAGCUAAAAAAUGCAGGUGGUGAACAAGGACAUGCAUCGAAAAGGAAGAAGGAAGAUUUUUAAAUCUCAACCUGUUCUAACGGAGGAGGUGUUGGUUGCAUUUUACUUUUUUCUGGCAUUUUGGGUUAUCCUCUCUUCUGCCAACAGUUUUGCUGUUGCCUACCAAAUGAUUACCUCAUAGAUCAGUUUCUGAACAAUAUAAGCAAACUGUCGUAACAUGAAUUUGUUGAGCAUUUUUGUGAGGCUAUUUUAGCAUCCUUGUUUAGAUUUGAUCGCUGUGAAAUGGCUCAUCUGCAGGCUUCAUGAUUGAUGAAAGAGGACACUUUUGGAUCUGCCCAGAGAAAUCUUUGUAACUGGGCAAAAUUGUUCUCCAAUUCUGACUCUCGAUGGAGGAGCGGCGAUUCUGUAUUUGUACUUGAAACUUUUUCGCUUCAAUUACCCUGGUUUUAUAA
Messenger RNA from Prosopis cineraria, 1652 nucleotides. Its product is annotated as ribosome production factor 2 homolog. NCBI's taxonomy places the organism in Eukaryota, Viridiplantae, Streptophyta, Magnoliopsida, Fabales, Fabaceae. Gene Ontology annotation, molecular function: rRNA binding. Gene Ontology annotation, cellular component: nucleolus. The record is from RefSeq and is a predicted model, not a curated record. Gene Ontology annotation, biological process: maturation of LSU-rRNA from tricistronic rRNA transcript (SSU-rRNA, 5.8S rRNA, LSU-rRNA); ribosomal large subunit assembly. The transcript is spliced from 7 exons. Bases 313 to 1263 code for a protein of 316 amino acids.